AUGAUUCCUUUGACAUGCCACAACAACGAGUUGGCAAGAAUCAAGCCACAAUACGAGGAGAUCACAAACCAGAUCUUCAAGGAACACAACGCUGACAUUCACGCAAUGUUCGGCACAAUGAUUGAAGUUCCUCGCGCAGCAGUCAUCGCAGAUAAGAUGGCUGAAUACGCCGAGUUCUUCUCUUUCGGAACAAACGAUUUGACACAGAUGGGAUUGGGAUUCUCAAGAGAUGACGUUGAAGGUGGUUUCUUACAGCAGUACAGAGAGUGGGGAAUCUUGGAGGCAUCUCCAUUCCAGACAAUCGACCAGGAAGGAAUCGGUCAGUUGAUCGACAUGGCAGUAGCAAGAGGAAGAUCAACAAGAAAGGAUUUAACUGUUGGUAUUUGCGGUGAACACGGUGGUGAGCCGAAAUCAAUUGGUUUCUGCCAUAAAGUAGGUCUUGAUUAUGUUUUUUGCAGCCCUUAUCGUAUCCCUAUAGCUCGCUUAGCUGCUGCUCAUGCUUGCUUGAAUGAAAUGGCUAAAUAA
This is a messenger RNA of Trichomonas vaginalis G3, 525 nucleotides long. RefSeq names its product pyruvate, phosphate dikinase protein. Gene Ontology annotation, biological process: phosphorylation; pyruvate metabolic process. NCBI's taxonomy places the organism in Eukaryota, Parabasalia, Trichomonadida, Trichomonadidae. The transcript has a single exon. Bases 1 to 525 code for a protein of 174 amino acids. Gene Ontology annotation, molecular function: pyruvate, phosphate dikinase activity. The record is from RefSeq and is a predicted model, not a curated record.